AUGUCGACCCCUACGUCUGCCAUAAAGUCCAUGGACGCUGGUCGUCGCGAAGAUGGCCAGGCACCAUCGCAGCCGCCGCCGCAGCCCGUGGCACCCGUUUCCGAACCCCGUCUCUCGACUCCCCUCAGUCGUGAAGGCUCUUCGACUGCCCAGAAGUCGCCCGGUGGCUCAGAGUCUCAAGGCAGCGGUUUUCCGACUUUUACCAAGAAGACGCCCACGAAACUCGUCCGGAGUACCACGCCGAACGCAAAGGACGGUAAGGCCGAGAAGCCCUUGCCAGCCGCCGUCCAAUCUCCCGCCGCGAUUGACCCGCUGUCCCAGCACAUUCUGAUGCGAACCAACACGGGCCACACCGUUCCUCCUCAGCUUCGCAAACGCCCCGACAGCCCGACUCCUGAUCCAGAACAACCGACGAAGCUUCCUACGCAUGCAUUCGAUGUCACCAAGGACAAAAAGAAAGGGCCGUCAUUCCUGAGUCGAUUGAGCAUGCGAGGUGGACGAAGACGCGAAGAUGACGAGGAGUCCGUCUUCAGUGAUCACCGGAUAGAUGGGACCAAUGCCCAAGCCUUUGGUUCAGUCAUUGGCUCCGGAUACAUACCCCACCACAAAGAGCCUCCGCGGUACAUCCGGGUCAAGGCACAUAGCAAGAAGAUUCGCGAAUUCAACCGCAUGUUCCUCGCCCAGGAGCUAUUCAUUCCACAGUCUGACCCGAAAGAUGAUAAGAACGCAACAGUGAAAGCAUCGACCGACACCCAACGAUCGAACAGUAGCGGAGCUAUUUGGGCUACGGAAUUCAGCACUGAUGGCAAGUACUUUGCCGCUGCGGGGAAAGACCAAGUCGUGAGAGUAUGGGCCGUAAUAUCGACGCAUGAGGAGCGGCGGCGCCACGAGGAGGAGGAAAACGCCAAUGGAGCCAGUGGAGAGAGGUUGAGUGCGCCUGUUUUCCGAAGCAAGCCGAUUCACGAAUUCCGUGGACACACUGGUGAAGUACUGGACCUCAGUUGGAGCAAAAACAACUUCCUAUUGUCGUCGUCGAUGGAUAAGACUGUCCGUUUAUGGCACAUCAGCAGGAAAGAAUGUCUUUGCACGUUCAAACAUAAGGACUUUGUCACGUCGAUAGCAUUUCAUCCUACCGACGAUCGGUUCUUCCUAGCGGGAUCCCUCGACUCAAUGCUGCGUCUCUGGAGCAUUCCAGACAAAGCUGUGGCCUACUCUGCUCAAUUACCAGAUCUCAUCACGGCCGUCGCAUUCUCACCCGAUGGAAAAGUUGCGAUAGCUGGCGGACUUUCCGGCAUGUGCAUGUUCCACGACACUGAGGGUCUCAAACAGAGCUCCCAGUUGCACGUGCGAUCCUCAAGAGGCAAGAAUGCCAAGGGCAGCAAGAUCACUGGCAUUAAGACGAUGGUCAUUGACAACGAAGUCAAGGUUUUAAUCACAUCCAAUGACUCAAGAGUGCGCAUAUAUAACCUGCGCGACAAGAGCCUGGAAUCCAAGUUCAAAGGCUAUGAAAACACUUACAGUCAAAUCCACGCCGACUUCAGCGACAACGGACAGUGGAUAGUGUCUGGCAGCGAAGACAAGAGAACGUAUAUCUGGUCUGUGCAUGCCACAGAAUCCGACAAGGAGAAGCCUUGCGAAUACUUUGAUGCGCACUCGGAUCGAGUUUCAACAGCGAUAUUCGCACCAACCAAAUCGCGCCAGCUUCUUGGUGGCUCGGGGGAUCCUCUAUACGACCUUUGCAACCCGCCCCCCGUAACCCUGAUGAGUCUCCAGGAGUCCAUUGCCAGCCAAGCAGGUAACUCGGACGACGAGAAGUCUCAUGUCAAGCAACAGAAGAUCAAGAGACCCGAAGAAUCGCCUGCUUACAUUGAGAAGUCGAAACAUUUUGAUGGGCAGAUUCUCGUCACUACGGACCAAUCUGGGGGCAUCAAGGUCUUCCGUCAGGACUGCGCGUAUAUCAAACGCCGCCACGAGAACUGGGAGACAGGUUCAACAUUCUCCCGUCGUAUGGGCGGAAGUAUUGUUGGACGCAGCGGAAGUGUAGCAACGCGCACAAGUGUCGGCAGUCAGCCGCGCUCACGCAGGGGUUCGGUCACCCGUCUGGCAGCCCCUGGAGGUGCUCAGCUGAGUUCCGACAUCAACACGUGGCGGCAAGGGAUUGAAAGCGGGCGCCCGAGCUCCAUGGUCAUUACCGCGUCUCAAAGCCCGCGGUCCCUGUCGCCUAGCAAGGCGACACGGACACCAAUUAACAACAGUGCCUCGAAUCUCGCAUCAGAGGCGCGGAAACAACUGUACAGUGGAUCGUCACCACCAGCACGUCCACAACUUCCAGCUAGUCCCCCAUCGAGCCGGGCUUCCCGCGACCGGGCUCCGUCGAUUCCUCCGACCCCGAGUUUCUCCUUCGUGUCCGCCGACGACGACGAAAGCGACAAGCUUCGACUAGAUCCUGCGGGCGCUAGCUACUCUUUCUGGAAUCUUAAUCGAUGGCGAGGGAUCUCAUCGCUGCGAUCCUCUGUGUCUUUCAGUAAUGUCAACACAUCACAAUCGCAGGUUGGCCAGGGGCGAAAUAGCAUGAGCACAGCCGACACGAUGCAAACAUCGGCUAGUAAUGGGACGAAAGCCUCCCGCCGCAAGAGCUUAGGAGCGGGACUAUACGGCUUAGCCGUUGAGGAGGAGCACAGAAGCACCACAAAAAGUAUUGAGGAUACUGCUGAUAAAGUUGAGGUGGAUGAACAUUUGCUACAGCCAGACGGCUCUAGGCUCCGAAACUCGGUUGUCAGCCGUCUUAGCUCCGAGUACACUAGCGAAGACGGGGAACAAAUCUCUUGUCAGAAGUGUGCGAGCAAGGAUUUCAAGGCGAAGAGAGUUGGCGGCAGACAACGUCUUAUCUGCGUCAAAUGUGGCAAACUUGUCGAGGACGGCAGGUAA
Messenger RNA from Colletotrichum orchidophilum, 2928 nucleotides. Its product is annotated as WD repeat domain-containing protein. Lineage: Eukaryota; Fungi; Ascomycota; Sordariomycetes; Glomerellales; Glomerellaceae. The record is from RefSeq and is a predicted model, not a curated record. Gene Ontology annotation, molecular function: protein binding. The transcript is spliced from 4 exons. Bases 1 to 2928 code for a protein of 975 amino acids.